Eimeria mitis is the source of this 1278-nucleotide messenger RNA. RefSeq lists its product as uncharacterized. Bases 1 to 1278 code for a protein of 425 amino acids. The transcript has 3 exons. The record is from RefSeq and is a predicted model, not a curated record. NCBI's taxonomy places the organism in Eukaryota, Apicomplexa, Conoidasida, Eucoccidiorida, Eimeriidae.
AUGAGGAAGAAGACCUUGAUAGGCUUCGCUGAAUACGCCUGGAGCAAGUCAAAGGGGAUAAGUUGGGGAGAGGUUGACCCACUGCUCUCAGCGACUGGCAGGACGCAGUGUGCAGCAGCAGCAGCAGAGCUGGUGUAUCUGAAGAUAAUGUUGAAGGAAAUGCAACAAAGCCAGCAGCUGCACCUCCCGUCCCAAGAUUCCGCAGCAGCAGGGGAAGCUGCUGCGGGCAGGAGCCCCGACCGGAGGCAGACAGCAGCUACAGCAGCAGCAGCAGCCACAACAGACGGAGGGUUCUGCAUCCAAACGUUUUUAGUGUCACCAUUUACAAGAACUCUUCAAACCGCAAGUUUGUCUUUCCACGAUGUGGGCACCAGUUUGAAAUGCCAGGAACCCACCGUGCAGCAGCCUCAGCAACAGCGACAGCAACAGCAACAGCAGCAGCAGCAGCAUGUGACAUGGCUGGUAGAUUCUCUGCUGAAGGAGAAAUAUGGAAAUAUGACAGACACAGGAACAGAGGUUGCAGCGCUCCGCCGUCGUUUACGGCAGCUUUACGUACGCCCGCUCCGCCGUCGUUUACGGCAGCUUUACGUACGUGGUGAACUCGCUCCAACUGUUUUUAGCUUUCGUCUAGUUCCAGAAGGACAAAAGUGGUGGCUCCCGUACGUUCCAGAUAGCCUGAGACAGCUGCGGAAGCAGCUGCAGCAGCAGCUGCUGCAGCUGCAGCAGGGCAACGCUCUUUUAGAGGAAAGUGUUCAGGAGGAAGAUGAGCACCAGUCGUUGUUGAGAGGCACAAGCAAACCUGAGAGCGCCCCACUUGGUUUUGUAUCCGGAGCGCCAACGAGCAGCUCUUCUGCUUCUGCAGCGGGUGUUGCAGCAGUUGGUACAGAAGUGUCUGAAGAAGACAAAAAUCUCUUCGUUAUAGGAGGCGCAGAAGGAGGCCCACUUGCUGCUGCUGAGAAGUCGGUGCUGCAGACGCUGGAGCAAGCUGAGCAAAGCCUGCACACCCCAGAGGCUUUCCGACAGCGUCAGCAGCAGCACGACGAUGCUGUUGCUGCUGCUGCUGCAGAAGGCCACCUGUGGAGAGAGUCGUGGAAGGAGGUGACGGACCGGCAGCAGUUGCUGCUGCUCAUUCUGUGUGCAGCAGACGCCUCCACUUUCUUCUUUGUCUCGCAUUCCAACUUCCUCGCGGGACUCGAUCAACAGCCCAGGUUGGACAACGGACAACUCCGGCCGCUGCUGCUGCGCUGCAACGUGGAGCCGGAAAUUAGCCCCCUUUAG